GCCGCCAAACCUCCGCUCGCCCCCAAGCCUGGAGCCGCAGCGGGCUCAGGAGGGACUGCACGGGCUGCAGCAGGACAAGUGACAAGCGGACAUGGAGCUGCAGCAGCCACAUCAGCGUCAGCAGGACAGGCUGCGGAGGACCCCGCCGGGCCUGGCACGGGAGCUUCGGGGGCGAGUGAGGCUCCGGUCGCGGUCGUCACGGUGACCCCAGCCCCGGAACCUGCUGAGAACUCUCAGGACCUGGGCUCCACGUCCAGCUUGGGACCUGGCAUCUCUGGGCCUCGAGGGCAGGCUGCAGACACGCUGAGCUACUUGGACUCAGUGAGCCUCAUGUCGGGGACCUUGGAGUCCCUGGCGGAUGAUGUGAGCUCCAUGGGCUCAGACUCAGAGAUAAACGGGCUGGCCCUGCGCAAGACGGACAAGUAUGGCUUCCUUGGGGGCAGCCAGUAUUCGGGCAGCCUAGAGAGCUCCAUUCCAGUGGAUGUGGCUCGGCAGCGAGAGCUCAAGUGGUUGGAGAUGUUCAGUAACUGGGAUAAAUGGCUGUCACGGCGUUUCCAGAAGGUGAAGCUACGCUGCCGGAAAGGGAUCCCCUCGUCCCUCAGAGCCAAGGCCUGGCAGUACCUGUCUAAUAGUAAGGAACUUCUGGAGCAAAAUCCUGGCAAGUUUGAGGAGCUGGAACGGGCUCCCGGGGAUCCCAAGUGGCUGGAUGUGAUUGAGAAGGACCUGCACCGCCAGUUCCCUUUCCAUGAGAUGUUUGCUGCUCGAGGAGGGCAUGGGCAGCAGGACCUGUACCGCAUCCUGAAGGCCUACACCAUCUACCGGCCUGAUGAGGGCUACUGCCAGGCCCAGGCCCCGGUGGCUGCGGUGCUGCUCAUGCACAUGCCUGCUGAGCAAGCCUUUUGGUGCCUGGUACAGAUCUGUGACAAGUACCUCCCAGGUUACUACAGUGCAGGGCUGGAGGCCAUUCAGCUGGAUGGAGAAAUCUUUUUUGCACUCUUGCGCCGGGCUUCCCCACUGGCACAUCGGCACCUGCGGCGGCAGCGCAUCGACCCCGUGCUCUACAUGACAGAAUGGUUCAUGUGCAUCUUUGCCCGCACCCUGCCCUGGGCCUCAGUGUUGCGUGUCUGGGACAUGUUUUUCUGUGAAGGUGUUAAGAUCAUCUUCCGGGUGGCCCUGGUCUUGCUACGACACACCCUGGGGUCGGUGGAGAAGCUGCGUUCCUGCCAAGGCAUGUAUGAAACUAUGGAGCAGCUGCGAAACCUGCCCCAGCAGUGCAUGCAGGAGGACUUCCUGGUACAUGAGGUAACCAACCUUCCAGUGACAGAGGCCUUGAUUGAGCGGGAGAAUACAGCCCAGCUGAAGAAGUGGCGGGAAACCCGGGGAGAACUGCAGUAUCGGCCCUCACGGCGACUACAUGGGUCCCGGGCUAUUCAUGAAGAGCGGCGGCGGCAGCAGCCACCCUUGGGCCCCUCUUCCAGCCUCCUCAGCCUCCCUGGCCUUAAAAGCCGAAGCUCCCGGGCAGCUGGAGGGACCUUCUCCCCACCCCCUCCUGCCCGCAGAGCCAGUGCAGGCCCUGCCCCAGGGCCUGUGGUCACUGCUGAGGGACUGCACCCAUCUCUGCCCUCACCUACUGGCAACAGCACCCCUCUGGGUUCCAGCAAGGAGGCCCGGCGGCAGGAGAAGGAGCGGCAGAAACAGGAGAAAGAGCGCGCAAAGGAGCGGCAGAAACAGGAGAAAGAAUGGGAGAGGCAAGAGAAAGAACGACAGAAGUGGGAAAAAGAGCAAGAAAAAGAACAGCAGAAGCAGGAGAAGGAGCGGCAGAAGCAGGAGAAGAAGGGUCAAGGCCGGAAGCUUUCCUUGCGGCGAAAGGCAGAUGCGCCCCCAGCCCCCCAUGACGGUGGGGAUAGGUCCUCAGCAGCUGAGGCCCGGCAGGACGCUUACUUCUGACCUCUGCGUGGGGCUGGACUGCAUGGUGACCUCCUCCCUCAGCCAAGAGCAGGCCUGACCCAGGCACUCCCCUGGCAGGUGUCCCUCUUUCUAAGGAAAGUGGCUGAUUCCCCAUCUCCUUGCCAGCUGCUGCUCCCUUCACGGCCAGGACAGCCAGUUCGUGGGGCGGUUGUGACCGACUCUGGAGCCUCCUGCCUCCAGUUAGGCCCAGCAGGGGUCUCUGCUAUUCCUGUCAGUUCCCACUAGGGUCCCCUCCCAGGUGCUGUCCUGAUUGGCCCCUGGUCACCAGGUGACUCUUGGCCAUGGGCAGUUUGCAGAUUCUUACACUCCAGUGGCUCCCCGUAUCCACAGGUGGAGCUGGGUUCCUUUUCCCUCUUUGCCCUUCCGCCGCCCCCCCCCCCUUCUGAGGGCCAAGGCUGUCCUCUGUCCUCGACUUACUUCUGGACAUCUCUGUGUUGUAAUUAUGUAUAGAGGACCAGGCUGGCCCGGGGUGGGGAGCUUGCUCAGUCCUCUGUCUUGGUUCUCCAGUGUUCCUGCACUCCAGUUUAUUUAAGGGGACAUGCACUGAGAUAGGAAAUGUUCCCCCCACCCCCCAGGCCUGGUCUCCUUCCUCCUCCAUCGUGUUCUGUAUUCUCAGGCCGCUUCUGCUUUAUCUCAACAGGAUCCCCACCUUUCAUCUCAUUCCCUUCUAACCCUUAAGCCCCUCCAGGAGUGAAGAGUCUUCUCUUGAGCUCCAGGGUGGAACCCGAUGUUUACAUUUUUUUCUGUCUCAGCCUCAUCCCAUGCUUUGAGGAACCGGAAAAGAACCUGCUGUUGUACCCA
Octodon degus (degu) is the source of this 2769-nucleotide messenger RNA. RefSeq names its product TBC1 domain family member 10B (gene Tbc1d10b). The record is from RefSeq and is a predicted model, not a curated record. The coding region runs from base 331 to 1947 and encodes 538 amino acids. The transcript has 9 exons. Lineage: Eukaryota; Metazoa; Chordata; Mammalia; Rodentia; Octodontidae.